UUCUCCUCCCCUCCCGGAUACCACCCCUCCACCUUCUACGCAAACGACUUCCACACCCUCGCCGACGACCGCCCCUACCUCCGCCCCGCAACCGACCGCUUCUCAUUUGGCUACCUCGUCUCUGUCAGCAUCGGCUCCCCCGCCCAGCACGUCACCCUCAUGCUCACCACCAGAUCGGAAAAAACAUGGGUCCACUCAGACAUCAACCACGACUGCCGCAAAACUUCAACAGACUUCUGCCGCCCGACCGGCACCUACAACCGCGGCUCCUCCUCCUCCUCGCGGUCCGCAAACACCCGCUCGAAAGUCGGUCUCUCGGACUCCUCCUACGUCCGCGUCAUCGUCGUCGCUGACUCCAUCUCUGUCGGCAACGUCUCGCUCGACAACUUUGUCUUUGGCAUGGCUGAGGAAGGCGACUGCCCCUACGGCCGCUUCGGCCUCCUCAAACCUACCGGCGUCGCCUCCGCCCGUGCAAGCGCGUUCGUCAACACCCUCCUCGACCGCGGCAGGGUCAAAAUCUCCUCGUUCUCGAUGUACGUCGACAACCACAACCUCUCCACCGGCGGCCUUCUCUUCGGCGCCAUCGACAAGUCAAAGUUCAUGGGCCCGCUCAAGACCACCGGCGCGCUCCGCACUCCGCAGGCCCUUGAUCGGUUCCAGGUCGUGAUCGGGGGAUCAAAGUCUACAACCCGCUCCGGCCAAUCUACGCCCCGGGUUCGCCAUCCACAGCGCUGGCUACCCGUCUCGCCGUCAGACUCGAGCCCGAGACGGCUUGGUCAAAUCUGCCCUACCGCGUCGGCGCUCGCAUCGCCGAGGCAGUCACGGGCGAAUUAUGAGGAUACCAUUGUUGAAGUUGAGUUUUGGGACGACGUGAAGAUCCCGGUUAUGGCAUCCCAGCUCGUGUCCCAGGUCGGUAUCUACGACGACGGCAGACCGAUGUGUGCCAUGGCUUACACAGCGCCUAGGCCGAUCAGAGGACGGCAAUUGGAAGGCGAAAACCAAGAGUUCACACUAGGAGAUUCCUUCCUUCGAAGUGCAUACCUAUUCUACGACCAAACCAACGUCCGCGUCUCAGUCGCCCGCCUCGCCUCAUCAAACACCACCUCCUCCGCCCCCGACGACGCCCAAAUCCAAAUAAUAGACGAACACGGUCUAGAUUCAAACUCCGACAUCACAGGCCUGCCCGAGACUCCCUACCUCCCACCUAAGCGCUCGUCGCCCUCCCCCGUCGAGACACCUCUUGCUGUCGCUGCUGCUGCUACUGCGGUCGGCAGAUUGCAGCGCAUGCCGAGCGCGGACUUGUUCUAUCCCGACGAGGGGAGGAAUCGGGCUGUCGUGUUUAUCGCGUGCGGAUUGAUUGCGAUGGGCAUCGCGCUGAUGUACGUCGCGCGGUAUCCGCGCAUACGAAGGUAUUUAAAGUAG
Messenger RNA from Myxozyma melibiosi, 1422 nucleotides. Its product is annotated as aspartic peptidase domain-containing protein. The annotation marks the transcript as partial. Lineage: Eukaryota; Fungi; Ascomycota; Lipomycetes; Lipomycetales; Lipomycetaceae. The record is from RefSeq and is a predicted model, not a curated record. The transcript is spliced from 4 exons. Gene Ontology annotation, molecular function: aspartic-type endopeptidase activity. Gene Ontology annotation, biological process: proteolysis.